Molecule: messenger RNA, 2404 nt
Organism: Kogia breviceps (pygmy sperm whale)
Lineage: Eukaryota; Metazoa; Chordata; Mammalia; Artiodactyla; Physeteridae
Gene: GSDMD
Product: gasdermin D
Biological process (GO): defense response to bacterium; pyroptotic inflammatory response
Cellular component (GO): NLRP3 inflammasome complex
Molecular function (GO): phosphatidylserine binding; phosphatidylinositol-4,5-bisphosphate binding; phosphatidylinositol-4-phosphate binding
Source: RefSeq, a predicted model, not a curated record
GGAGGCAGCAGCGGGUGGGGCACGAUCUGGCGCACCCUGACCCUCCCCCACCCCCGCCAGGCUGCGGGGCGUGCUCACAGGGGGUGUUUCCGGGCUGUCGCUGCUCCAGGCCUGCGAGGUUUCACUUUUGGAUCUGGGAACCUUUGGGCUGUGUGCUCGCUCGGCAGCUCCGGGGCAGAGCCCUCCGAUCCCAGCCAGCAGAGCGGCCUGGCUUCAGCUUUGUGGGCGCGGGCACGCAACAGUCACGGUCCCGCCCUGCGGGUACGAGGCCUGACCCAGCUGCCCUCCUCAGGAGCAUGGCAUCGGCCUUUGCAAGGGUGGUCAAGAGCGUGGUCCGGGAGCUGGACCACAGUGGGGAGCUCACCCCUGUGGACAGCCUGCAGAGCUCCACCAGCUUCCAGCUCUACUGCCUUUUGAGCAGGAAGCCCUCGAGCUCAUGGUUCUGGAGACACCGCUACACACGUGUCAACCUGUCCAUCAGGGACAUCCUGGAGCCCGACGCCCCAGAGCCAGCCGUGGAGUGUGGCAGCACCUUCCAUUUCCACGACGCUAUGGAUGGGCAGCUGCAGGGCAGCGUGGAGCUGGCGGCCCCAGGACAGGGCAAGCUGUCAGGCGGGGCCGCGGUAUCCAGAAGCUCCAGUGCCUCGAUGAACGUGUGCAUGCUGCGAGUGGCCCCCAACACCUGGGAAGCCAUGCAUCGAGAGAGGCGCCUGCGGCAGCCUGAGCACAAAGUCCUGCAACAGCUGCGGAAUCGUGGGCAUGACGUGUUCGUCGUGACCGAGGUGCUGCAGACACAGAAGGAGGUGGAAGUCACCCGGACCCAAAGGCAGGAGGGCUCAGGCCAGUUUGCACUUCCGGGAGCCAUGGGCUUGCAGGGCAGAGGCGAGGGCCACCUGAGCCAGAAGAAGAUGCUCACCAUCCCCUCGGGCAGCAUCCUCGCAUUUCGGGUGGCCCAGCUGGUUAUUGGCCCUGACUGGGACAUUCUCUUCUUCCCGGACAAGAAGCAGACGACCUUCAGGCCACAGCAGGAAGGUGGCCAGCUGCAGCGGUUCUCCUGCCUCGCCUCCAUAAGGUUGUUCUCUGUCCACUUCAAGUUCCUGGCGGAUGGGCCUGUGGAGGACCGGUUGGCGAUCACCGAAGACUUCCAGGGCCUGCAGGCAGAAGUGAGGGCCUGGGCCGUGGGCCUGGACAGCUUGUCCAAGGAGCCUUGUGGGCAGCUGCUGGGGGCCCUCGGGCAGGUGCUGCGGGACGAGGCUGCCCUGCAAGCCCUGGAUGAAUCGCUGGAGCGCGGCCUGCGUGGCGGGCCUUUGGAGCCUUGGGAUGGUCCGGUGGGUGCUGUCCUCGAGUGCCUGGUGUUCUCCUCCAGAAGACUAGAAGAGGAACUUGCCGGCCCCGUCUUCUACCUGCUGCAAGCUCUAGCUGUGCUGAGCGCAACCCAGCACGUGCUGCUGGCUGAGGUGCUGGAGAUGGGGGCCCUGUCGGGGGCGUUCAAACUGGUGGAGAGCCUUUUGGAGCAGAGCACCCCAUGGCAGGAGUGCAGGGCCGUGUCCCUGCCGGCCGAGCUCCUGGGGAGCAGCUGGGGCUCAGAGGCACCCACCUGGGUCCUGCUGGAGGAGUGCGGCCUUGAGCCACAGGUGGGCGCCCCCCAGGUGUGCUGGAAACCAGAGGCCCAGGGCUGUGCGUGUGCGCUUUACGCCUGCCUGGCACUGCUAUUCAGGCUGAGCCGGCUCUGCUAGCCUGCAGCCCGCCCGCAGGGCAGCUCUCUAGUCGGGGCAGAGCUCAUGCCCACCCAGCUGCCAGGAGCCACACCCAGCCACGUGGGCAGCUCCCCACAAGGCCUGGGAGUUGAGGAAAGCCAAUAAAUGUGAUGAACAAAGGGAAGCUGCUCACUGAGCUUUCGAGGGGCCCUACGUCAGGGGCCGGGGCAGCGAUGGGGAUGGUGCCUUCACAUGCGGAGGGACCUGGGGGCUGACAGCAGGCAUCUCUCCCGUGGGACUGAGGGGGCAUUCCCUGUGCUGCACCGGAUCACUCCGUUGUGAGCAGCCACAUGGCCGGGCUCCUGGCCCCCUCCCUCAGCAGGCUGGCCUGGAAAGAAUGGGACAGGGCGAUUCCAGCGCUCAGGAUGGUUCUCUGUCUGCCUCAGGGAACUUGAGAACGUACUGAUGCAGGUAGCGGGGGGCCUGUCCUUGCCCUCCGGGGCUGCAGAGAGGACAGAGAAAGGUGUACUGACAAGCAGACAGAUCUGCACUCCUGGGGCUGCACUGGGGCCCCAGGGAAGUAACCCGAACCAGAGAAACUGGCCUUUGGGCUGUGUCUCAUCCAAAUUAAUUCGCUCAAAGGUAAGAGUCUCUCGAGAGGAGGCCUCCGGGCCCCUGAGUCGCAGUCCCUGGGCCUUCAGCAGGGC